AUGUCAGCAGAAGUGGAUGAACACAGAAAGCCACUACAACAUCAUAAAAAGAACGCUUACUCCCCCUUAUUCUCUCCAAUUUCCACAUAUAGGUACUAUCCGAAUAAUCGAACAUUCAAUAAGCGAUCUGAAUCCAGAAGAUCAGCCAGUUUCAGUGGUAUUCAUAAAAAGAAGUUCAAUUCGUCAAGAUACAAUUACCUAAACGAUCGACGUGUGUUAUCGAUGGGGGAAGAAACUAAAGAUAGCUCUGAGAACAUUAAUAGAGGCGGUCUUUUGGAAGGCCUAAAAGAGACGCUUUGGAAUUCAAGUAGAUACUUAUGGCACACGUUUGUAAAAAGGGAACCUCGUAGCGAAAAUAGCACUGAAAUUGAUAGAAAUAGUAGUAGCGAUAAUAGCGACGUUGAAGGAAAAGGUUCCAGAAGAGGUAGUUACGCACAAUAUAGUUUACGCCCGGAGUCUCCCUUAGAUAUAAGAAAACAUAAGUUCGAUACUUCGAUGUGGGUUAUGCCAAGUAAAAAAAGAAAAAUUGAACGUAAAGAUAAAUAUCUGCCUUCAAAUUCUUCAGUUAGAUCUUCAGUCUUCCGGGAAAGUAGCCGUGAUAGGGACAGUACCAUGACUUUCUCGAAAGACCCUUUUGGUUGGAAUAAGUGGAAGACAAGCACCAUUGGUUCCAGCUCAGAUAAUACCAAUUCUGGUCAAAAUAACUAUAGCAGGCCCCAGUAUGGAAGUGCUUUUAUCAGAAAAAAUAAAAUUGGCAAACAAAACAUUAAUAAUACUAAAUUAGUCUCAAGAGCCCAAUCUGAGGAAGUAAUAUAUUUACGACAGAUAUUCAACGGAGAAUAUAAAGUUCCAAAAAUAUUGGAGGAUGAAAGAGAAAAGCAGUUGAAGUUAAUGGAUUUGGAUAAGGCAAAAGAUACAGGGUUGAAAAAAUCUAUUAUUGAUUUAACUGAAAAGAUUAAGACAAUUUUAAUUGAAAAUAAUAAUAAAAAUAAAACACAGGCAAAAGAUAAAGAUGAUGAUGAUCUUAUACUUGUUAAAGAAAAUAAGGUGUCCUCUUUAGAAAGAAAACAUAAAAUAUAUCUGCAUCAAAAACUAAAAUUUGAUAGAUCAAUAUUAGAAUUUGAGAAAGAUUUCAAGAAAUAUAAUGAAAUUUUGAAUGAAAGAAAAAAGAUUCAGGAAGACUUGAAAAGGAAGAAAGAACAGCUGGUCAAAAAGAAACUUGUUCCUGAACUAAGCGAGAAAGACGACCUCCAAGUGCAGAAAAUUUUAGAAUCCAGGGAAAAUACUCAACUAAUGAAUAGAGAUAACUUGGAGAUAACUGUACGUGAUUUUAAGACUUUGGCACCAAGAAGAUGGCUAAAUGACACUAUCAUAGAAUUUUUUAUGAAAUACAUUGAGAAAUCAGCACCUAAUACAGUGGCGUUCAAUUCAUUUUUUUAUACCAAUCUAUCAGAAAGGGGAUAUCAGGGUGUUCGGAGGUGGAUGAAGAGAAAGAAGACACAAAUUGGUGAACUAGAUAAAAUAUUCACACCAAUUAAUUUAAACCAAUCUCAUUGGGCGCUAGGUAUAAUUGAUUUGAAAAAGAAAACAAUAAGCUAUGUGGAUUCAUUAGCGAAUGGCCCCAAUGCCAUGAGUUUUGCUAUAUUGACUGAUUUACAGAAAUACGUCAUAGAAGAAAGUAAGCAUACAAUAGGAGAAGAAUUCGAUUUGAUUCAUUUAGAUUGUCCACAGCAACCUAACGGCUAUGACUGCGGUAUUUAUGUCUGUAUGAAUACUCUGUACGGGAGUUCGGAUGCUCCCUUCAACUUUGAUUAUAAUGAUGCUAUUAGAAUGAGAAGAUUCAUCGCACAUUUGAUUUUAAUAGAUGCUUUAAGAUGA
Molecule: messenger RNA, 1878 nt
Organism: Saccharomyces kudriavzevii IFO 1802
Lineage: Eukaryota; Fungi; Ascomycota; Saccharomycetes; Saccharomycetales; Saccharomycetaceae
Gene: ULP1
Product: SUMO protease ULP1
Exons: 1
Coding region: 1-1878 (625 amino acids)
Biological process (GO): protein desumoylation
Cellular component (GO): nucleus
Molecular function (GO): deSUMOylase activity
Source: RefSeq, a predicted model, not a curated record